AUGACCGGAGGGACAGCAAGAGAGGCCAGCCUUGUCCAGCAGACCUUUGCUCUGCUGCAGAAGAAUAUUCUGGUACAAUGGAGGCGGUUGGGACAUGUAGUGCUGGAGUGGCUCCAGCAUUUGGCAUGGAUCUUCAUGCUGUUCUUAAUACUGGCUAUUAGAGACAGUCCAAGGCCAAGUGCGUACUCACCGGCCGAGGUCCUGGGGCGUCUGGAUGAAUUCAGCAACAAAACUUUUCCAGUUGGCUACAUCUCUACAAUCCCAGCCAUCCGGGACAUAAUGCAGAGGGUCAGCAGAAGCACCAUCAUCCCAAAAAUAUCAGUGCAAGAAUUUCAAAAUACUUUCGACCUUGUGGACGUAGUUGAUGAGAACAUCACUGUUGGUGUGGAAUUUGAGAACGAGUUUACAUAUUUUAUCAGAUAUCAUCUGUACACCAUUCCGAACCCCAAUGACUACCUGGCUGAUAAAGGUUACUGUGAAAAUUCAGAAUAUAGAUGCCGUCCUCUGGAGUACUGGAAAUUGGGGUUCAUCUCUCUACAAGCUAGUAUUGACUCUGCCAUUGUAGAGAGGAACACCAAGCAGUCGCUAUGGGAUGGGAUGGCGGCCACAGAGGUGGUGAAGAUGAAAGCCGUGGACUACACAGAGAGGACAGUUCUGUACAUGGGCAUUUUCAUGUAUGGAAUGAGCAUGUGCUUCAUCACUCUGUCGUAUCUCAUGACGCUUCAGAUUACCCGGGAGAGGAGGAAAACCAGAGAGCUGAUGAGGAUGAUGGGACUGAAGGAUCUAGCAUUUUGGUUGUCUUGGGGGUUGCUGUAUACCGUCAGUGCCAUCAUCAUCGCCACCCUCAUGGCUCUGGUUGCCACCACUUACAUAUUUGUGCAGAGUUCCUUUGGAGUUAUUUUUCUUCUCUUCUGCCUCUACGGCAUAGCAACGGUCUGCUUUAACUGCAUGCUGAGCACCCUCUUCAGGAAGCACCGUCUGACAGCAAUUCUGGGUUUUUUCCUCACUCUCUUCCUAGCCGCACUGGGCCUCCUACCGCUGGUGAACGCCAUGCCCAAAUCUCUGGAAGUUUUUCUGAGCAUUUUCCACCCCUUCUCCUUUGCCGUUGGGAUGGUGGAGAGCAUGCACAUGGCAAAUGACCUUCAAGGGACCUACUUCUCGGACAUCAGUGGUGAUUCCUCCCACAUACUCUCCAGUGCCAUCUACCUGACUCUAGACUCAGUGCUUUAUAUCAUCCUCACUCUCUAUUUUGACAAGAUUAUUCCAGAUAAACACGGAGUGAGACAUGAGCCACUGUUCUGCCUGAGACCUUCAUUCUGGUCAAAGAAGAAGAUGUCCCCUGUACCACUAAGAGAAGGAGAGCGCAUAGAGAAGGACUUGGGGGACUAUGUGGAAAAAGUUCCCAUUGAGUUACUGGGAAAAGAAGCGAUCAGGAUAAGUAAUGUAAAGAAAAUGUACAACGGCAAAGACAAGAAGACAGAGGCUCUACGAGGUCUGAAUCUGGACAUCUAUGAGGGGCAGAUCACAGCAUUACUCGGUCACAGUGGAGCUGGAAAAACAACACUACUGAAUAUACUCAGUGGGAUGUGCGGAGCCACAAGCGGAUCUUCCAACAUCUAUGACCAUCCUCUAUCAGACCUCAGUCUUCGCCAGGAGAUUCAGAGAAAGAUUGGUUUUUGUCCGCAAUUUGAUGUCAACUUUGAGCUUUUAACAGUGAAGGAGAACUUGAAGGUUUUUGCUCAGAUUAAAGGAGUUCAUAGAAGUAAAGUUAAAUCCGAGGUAGAAAAGGUCCUUUGUGACCUGGACAUAGAUAACAUUCAAGACCUGAGAGCCAAUAAACUGAGUGGCGGUCAGAGGAGGAAGCUGACACUGGCGAUUGCACUAUUAGGAGACCCCGAGAUUCUGUUGCUCGAUGAACCGACAGCUGGCCUUGACCCGUUCUCCAGGCAUCGUGUGUGGUCUAUUCUCAAAGAGCGCAAAGUUGGCCACGUCACCUUAUUCAGCACGCAGUUCAUGGAUGAAGCCGACAUCCUUGCGGACCGUAAGGCUGUGCUCUCUAACGGGAGGCUGAAAUGUGUUGGGAGCUCUUUUUUCCUAAAGCGAAAAUGGGGCAUCGGCUAUCAUUUGAGGAUGCAGGUGACAUCACCAUGUGACACAGAAGCCAUCACAUUGCUCAUAAAGCAGCAUGUCUUCAGUGCCAAACUUAGCACACAGAAUGUGGAGGAUUUGACUUUCACCCUGCCAUUCGAGAACAUGGAUGCCUUCCCAGCUCUGUUCUCUGACCUGGAGGGACAUGUGGGACGAGACAUUGUAAGUUACGGUGUCUCUAUUACUACUCUGGAUGAUGUGUUCCUGAAACUGGAAGGAGAGGCUGAGAUUGAAAAAGGAGAUUAUGGCGUUUUUGCCCAUGAGCAAAAUGAAGAAGAGGAUCACUUCUCUUCGGAGCCGGAGGAUUCGAUCCUUCUGAUGUCAGACUCCGGUACACCCACCAUCAGUGGACUGGCAUUGUGGAGACAACAGGUUUUGGCUGUGGCGAGGAUCCGAUACUUGAAGCUCAUCCAUGACAUGAAAGGCAUUCGAUCCAUACUUCUUCUUUUGGUACUGUUCAUCCUUCCCCUGGUUACCUUCACCAUAGUGAUGAACAGUUCACACUCCAUAAACACCUGGGAACUGACUCCACACCUUUACUUUCGAAGACCCGGAGAACGGAAUCACAGAUAUUACUCCAAUCUUCUGCUCGUCAACACCACUGGUCUCCCCAUUGAAAAAUUUCUUCAUAGUGUCAUGGCGCAAGAUAUUGCCGUGGAUGUUGUGGAUGGUCCGUAUGAUGAAAAAAUACUACAGCCUACAAUGGCGCUAUAGAGAUCACACAAGACAAUGAUAAGGGUUAUGGGUACAGAAUAAUUGGAAACCCCCGAGCACAGAAUAGUCUCCCGGUAUUGGUUAAUAUUAUCAGUAACGCCUUUAUGAGGGUCUAUAACUCCACAGAGAGGAUCAGGAUGUGGAAUGACCCCAUCUUGCCUGACUACAGGGAUCAUUACGUGAUGUUCUACGUGGGAUUUGUGUGUAUGAUAUAUGCGUCCGGACUUGCCCCCCACUUUGCAAUGACCAGCAUGCAGGAUAUGAAGAUCAAAGCUCGUUCCCAGCUGCGUAUUUCUGGCCUUUUCCCAUCGGCAUACUGGUUUGGCCAAGCCCUGGUGGACAUCUCCCUUUCUUGGCUACUCCUUUUCCUGAUGGUCGCCAUCGUGUUUGCUUUCAGCCAUUCUGUCUAUCUGUCGUUCUUCAAUGCAGUGCUGCUUAUUGUGGAAAUUUUGGGUUAUGGCAUGGCCAUGGUCCUCUAUGUUUACUUAAUCACAUUCGUGUUUGGGAAGAGGAAGAUUCAUCAGGACCGAUGGUCCUUCUUCUUUAUUUUGUCCUCCCUCGUCCCGCCAAUAUUCAGUGCGUUUCAAAUCUUCAUUGCCUUGCCAGAAGAAUUAUGUUUCAUCUACUUAAUCUUAGUGCCGCCCAGCAAUUUGAUGGCGUUUUUGAUUGGAAUGGUUUACCUUCAUGAAUCUUAUGACUCUUUUCUGCCAACUGUGUGUGGCCACUUGGUGAUUCCGUAUGCACACACUAUUAUAUUCUGGGGCCUCCUAUGGUUUUUGGAAUGGUGGAUUGGAACCGGAAGUUUAAAACAAGAUCCAGUAUUCAGAUUCAUGAAGAGAGAACAUCCAUUUACCCAGAAUCCUGAGCAGCUGGAUAAUGCUGAUGAGGAGGUCCUUGCUGAGAAAGAAAGGGUUAACACUUUGAAGACAACAGAUCAGGAGGAGGAGAGGCCAACCAUCCUUGUGGACAGUUUGCGAAAAGAGUUUAAUGAGAAGUCAGGCAUCUGCAGACUCUUCCGGAAGAAGAGAACAGCCAUCAGUCACACCUCAUUCUGUGUCAAGAAAGGUGAAGUCCUGGGACUUCUGGGCCCCAAUGGAGCCGGGAAGACCACAUCUGUGCUGAUUCUGGCAGGGGAGAUGAAGCCAUCUGCUGGACAGGUGGUGCUGGGCAAUACAGUAGACCCCCAUAGGACUGAAGACUCUGCAGCGCUGGGCUACUGCCCCCAACACAACCCCCUGUGGCCCAACCUCACCGUAAAGGAACAUCUCACCAUCUACGCCGCUGUCAAGGGCAUGAAUAAAGAAGACGCAGACCGUGCUGUCAAACGGGUGAGUGAUGCUCUGGAGAUGAAGGACCAUCUGAACAAACCUGCCAGGAAGUUGUCAGCCGGGGUCUCCAGAAAGGUGUGUUUUGCCAUCAGUAUGUUGGGUAAUCCCACCAUUGUUCUUCUGGAUGAACCUUCAACUGGUCUGGAUCCAAAAGGACAACAAAGACUUUGGAGAGCCAUCCGAGCCGCCUUCAAGAACAGGGAAAGGGGCGCCAUCCUGACCACACACUAUAUGGAGGAGGCUGAGGCUGUGUGCGACCGCGUGGCAAUAAUGGUGUCAGGAAAACUCAGGUGUAUCGGAUCCAUCCAGCAUCUGAAAAGCAAAUUUGGUAAAGGUUAUCUCCUGGAGAUCAAACUAAAGGACACCCAGCAGGUAGAUGUGAUCCACCAGGAGGUCCUCCGCCUCUUCCCACAAGCCACCAGGGCAGGACAGGUUCUCUUCCAUGUUGGUCUAUAAGAUCCCAAUGGAUAACGUACAGUCUCUGUCACAGGCCUUCCUAUACUUGGAAAAUGCUAAACAAACUUACAACAUUGAAGAAUACAGCUUCUCCCAGUCCACCCUCGAGCAGGUUUUCCUUGAGUUGGCCAAAGAACAGGAGAAGGAAGACUUCCACUUGGAUUCCUCAUUCCGAUGGAAACAACUGAGGAGUGAAGAGAUUUAA
Molecule: messenger RNA, 4851 nt
Organism: Staurois parvus
Lineage: Eukaryota; Metazoa; Chordata; Amphibia; Anura; Ranidae
Source: the annotation of a GenBank genome assembly